AUGUUGCGAUUCAUAAUAUUCGCUAGUAUUGCAUCAGGCAUAGUAAUCAGCUUCAGAUUCCCGCAUUUUGUCAAUGGUAGGCCCAGAGAAGGCCUACUGGCAGGUGAUCCUGCAGAAGGGCCAACCACUGAGGACAAAUACAUGAUAUAUUCGGAGAUUGUUCAACCCGUCGAUCAUUUUAGCGAUGGUGGAAAUACUUGGAAGCAGAGAUAUCAAUACAAUUCGAAAUUCUAUAACAGCAGUGUUGGCUAUGUAUUCCUUAUGAUUGGCGGCGAGGGUUCGAUAAAUGUGACAAACGGUGAUAAAUGGGUACGACACGAAGCCGAAACGAUGAUGAAAUGGGCGGCCGAGUUUCAAGCGGCCGCUUUCCAAGUCGAACAUCGCUUUUAUGGAAGCAAAGACUAUUCGCCAAAUGGCGACCAAACUCCUGAGAAUCUCAAAUAUUUGACGAUUGAUCAAGCUCUCGCCGAUCUUCGAAAUUUCGUUUUGGAAAUGAAUAAGCUUUAUUUCCCGAAUGAUAAACCGAUUUGGGUGACAUUUGGCGGAUCGUAUCCUGGUUCUUUGUCGGCCUGGUUCAGAGAAACAUAUCCGGAACUCACCGCCGGCGCCGUUUCGUCGUCAUCGGCGGUUCACGUCUUCGUCGAUUAUUAUGGUUAUGCGAUUAAUACGGAGAAGACGUAUCGAACUGUCAGCGAUUCGUGCGCCAACACAAUCGGAACCGCUUUCAACAAAAUGGUCAAGCAAGCUUAUAAUGGGGUCGACGCUCGGAAAUUGCUCAAAAAUCAAUUCAAUCUUUGCGAUGAUUUUGAUGAAGACCACUUAUCGAAAUCUCUUCAAUUUUUCUUCCAGAAUGUUUAUGGAUAUUUCCAAGGGAUUAAUCAAUAUACUGGCGAUAACAGGAACAAUGCAACCCGAUCUGGUCUUGGCGUGCCUGGAGCUUGUAAUAUUCUCAAUAAUUCGACAAUCAAGGAUGAAGUUGAUCGAGUGGUUGCAGUGAUGGAUUGGUACGAUUCAUUCUACGGUGAACCCAAAUGUCGCGGAAACAAUUAUACAAAAUUCAUUGAAUAUUAUUCCGAUACCACAAUGCCCAACGACGAUGUCAUUAGCACUCGUUCAUGGAUCUGGCAAACUUGCACUGAACUCGGAUAUUAUCAAACGACAGAUGGUGGAAAUCACGGCAUUUUCGGUUCUACUGUCCCAUUAGACUUUUUCGCUGAUCAAUGCAUUGACUUGUUCGGUCCCGAAUACACUUUGGACAACACAUUCAAACUCGUCGAUGCCGUUCGCCGAAAAUACGGCGGAGCUGAUAAUUACAAUGGCUCAAAGGUGUGCUUCCCGAACGGAUCGUUUGAUCCGUGGCAGGAUCUAGGCCACAAGUCGUCUGACAAGAAUAACGAUGUCGACUCGUGGCUGAUUGAUGGCACUGCGCACUGCGCCGAUAUGUAUCCAGCAAGAGAUUCCGAUCCACAAUCGCUCAAGGAUGCUCGUAUCCGGAUCCAUGACCAUCUUGCGCAAUGGCUCAGUGACGCACAAAAACUAAGACAAAACUCUUCUUCAUUUGUCUCAUUCUUCCUAACCGCUUCAAUUAUGUUAUUCUCAAUGUUCUUUUAA
Molecule: messenger RNA, 1611 nt
Organism: Caenorhabditis bovis
Lineage: Eukaryota; Metazoa; Nematoda; Chromadorea; Rhabditida; Rhabditidae
Source: the annotation of a GenBank genome assembly